AUGGCGCCCCGACCGUCCCUGGCGCGUCGCACCCUCGCGCCACAGGGUGAACAUAUCUACGAGCUCGGGGUAGUGGGGAGGAAAACCGGCGUGACUGUCCCAGACUCAGGUGUCCGCGACGAACAUGGAAUGGAACCGAUCGAGAACCUCUUCUCGUCACCCGGCAAGUCCGACAACGAGGAUCAGCAGGAGGAAGGGUCAGACGGGCAUGGGAGCGGCGAGGAGGCAAUGGACAUCACUACAACAUCUGGAAUCGGUCCGGCGGCGAUGAUCAACGGUCAUGGGAAUAGGUUGCCCGUGCCGCUCUCGCGCGUCCGCUCGCCAGCAAAGACGCUGCUCAACUCCCCCGCCCAGCGCAACCGCUUCCUUGCACGCAACUCGUCGUCGCCCGCCCGCGGUGCCGCCGUUAGAACCGACGACUUCAGGUUUAGUAGCCAGCCCACGGGCGACCAAGCCUCAACCAAGCGCCGGCUCGACUUUCAGAGCGUCGCAAACGGAGGCCCGCACUCACUGUCGCGGCCGCAAGCUCAUGGCCAUCGCCCGCAGCCCCUGCAGCAUGACGAGGAGGAAGGAGAAGGGGAACAAAGCGAUCAUGGCAGGGAAGAUGACGAAGUUAAUAACUUUGUAGAGGAAUCUAUGGCCAUGCUGAACGACGGCGACGACUAUGACAACCCCCCGGAACCAGAUCCAGCGCAGAAUGAGGCAGAAGAGGAGGAAGAAGACGGUUCAGCAGCGGAGGACGAGACUGAGGAUCCCCCUGCUCCCGCCCCGAAAAAGAGACAGGGCCGACCACCGAAACAGAAGCAAACCGCAGCAGCGAGGGCUGCAAAACCCCGGAAGAAGACUGCACAACCUGUUGCGGAAGAGGAGGACGGGGAGGACCAACAAGACGACGAGGAACACCCAGAGGGGGAGGAAGAGGAGGAAGAGGAGGAGGAGGAGGAGCAGGAACCAACACCGAAGCCGCAGAAGCCGACGCCAGGGAGGCGCGGCAGGCCCCCAAAGGCCGGCAAACCUUCAGCUCCCCCCGCGCAGGCUCCUCCCCGUGGUGCCAAGAAGCGCCGCUCGCUGGAUCAAGAAGGGGCGGCAGAGGAACCGUCGUCCGAGCCCAAGCCAAAGCGUCCGCGCGCGUCUGCGGCGCCCAAUGCCGAGAAGCCGGCCCCUAAGAAGGCAGCCGCUCCGGCCAGGAAGACCCCCGAGCCCCCGGCGGCCGCCGCGCCGAAGCCCAGAGGCCGCAGGCGCAGAUCAUCCGUCGAGCCGGGCGACGUCUCCCAGGUUGCCGUCGCCCGCCGCCCACCUCUCCCCAAGUCCCGCGGCCUGCUCAUCAGCCGCCGCGAAGUCCCCGGCGACCCCAACUCGUCCAUGCACCGGACGCGGUCCGGACGCACCUCGUUCAAGCCGCUCGCGUGGUGGCGCAAUGAGCGCGUCGAGUUCGACAAGGAUGAGGCCGAGGACGCCUUCGUCGGGCGCAAGCACAAGGGCAAGUUUGUGUUGCCCAGCGUCAAGGAGGUGUACAGGGUGGACGAGCCGGAGCCGGAGAUGCGGGCUAGAUCUCGCCGGGGUGGCAAGAAGGCGCCCGGAAGGGGAGGCAGGAGGCGGAGUAGCGGCGGCGGCGGCGGCGAUUUCGAUGACGAAGAUUACGGACCCGCCGAACCGUGGGAGCUAGACCCGGGGACGGUCACGGGUGAGGUGGUUGUCUGGCAGCCGGAGUACGAAUACCAGCCGCCGGCGCCCAACGACCUCGUCAGCGUCAUGGACAAGCAGCUCGCCAUCAGCUCCGCGGCGAUCAAGACGACCGAGGUGGUGGGCGGCGAGUUCCGGUACGCAAAGGUGUUUAGUGAGGGGUUCAUCGGCGCCGGCGUGGUCGACCUGCCGCCGGGAGCCGUCAAGCGGCUCAAGAAUUCCCGCAAGGUCUUCAUGAUCUUCUUCAUGCACGUUGGGCGGGUGCGGGUAACCGUUCAGGAGACGAGUUUCCGCAUCAGCAAGGGCGGGAUGUUCAUCGUGCCCAGAUACAACGAAUACACAAUAGAGAAUGACUACGACCAGCCGGCCCGCAUCUUCUUCGCCCAGGGGCAGGAAGUAGCGGUAAGUCCGCCGCCGGAGCAAGAAGCGGCCGAGGAAGACCAGGAUGCGGAUGAGGAGGUCGAGGUGAGCGAAGGGGAGGAGGUGGGCAGUGGGGAGGAAUAG
Molecule: messenger RNA, 2187 nt
Organism: Thermothelomyces thermophilus ATCC 42464
Lineage: Eukaryota; Fungi; Ascomycota; Sordariomycetes; Sordariales; Chaetomiaceae
Exons: 4
Coding region: 1-2187 (728 amino acids)
Biological process (GO): kinetochore assembly; spindle attachment to meiosis I kinetochore; attachment of mitotic spindle microtubules to kinetochore
Cellular component (GO): kinetochore
Molecular function (GO): centromeric DNA binding
Source: RefSeq, a predicted model, not a curated record